AUGGCGACGACGUCCAAAAAGUACAAGGGACUGGUGCGCAGCAGAAACUACGUGGUGCAAUGCGUAGAGCGACUGGACCAAUACCUGCAAACUACGAAAGAAUUCGAUGAGCAAGCAGUCAGGGUUCGCAUGGAAAAAUUGGAGCAGAAAUAUACGGAAUUCGAGGAGAUUCAAAACGACAUCGAAGGCCUUGACGACAGUGAGGAGAACAUAGCCGACCACCAGCAACUUCGGGCCGAGUUCGAGGAAAAGUAUUACGAGGUAAGGGCAGGGUUGGCGCGAAAAUUACCACAAGAGCAUGCGACACCAAAUACUACUAUUACACAUCCAAAUCAAGCUCCACAUGUUCAAUCUUCCGUACGACUUCCUCAAAUAAAUCUGCCAGAGUUUGACGGCAAUUUUCAAAAUUGGUUACCUUUUCACGACACGUUUAAAGCCUUGAUUGAAUUAUCUAAGGAACUCAGCGACAUUCAAAAAUUCCACUAUUUGCGUGCUUCUCUGAAAGGCGAUGCUCUUAAGUUGAUAGAUUCUUAUGCGAUGAGUGAGGCUAAUUAUAGGGUUGCUUGGGAAAGUUUAGUCGACAGGUUUUCGAACAAAUAUCUCCUCAAAAAGCGACACUUGAAUGCCUUAUUCGGUUACACUCGGAUGAGGCGGGAAUCAGCGGCUGGUUUACACGAUCUUAUCGACUGUUUUGAACGUAACACGAAAAUUUUGGACCAAUUGGGAGAGAAAACGAUCGGUUGGGGAGCCAUGCUGGUCCAUUUGAUGGUGUCGAAACUGGACGACGUCAUGCAGAAACUAUGGGAGGAAAAUGUUACACCGGACAAAGAGCCAUCUUUUGCGUCGUUGGUCGAAUUUCUCAAAAAGCAAACUAGAGUUUUGGAUGCGGUUUCGGUCGAUCAACAUAUGUUUUCAACGGCAACAUCGUUCAGUGGUAGCAAAUUCCGUCCCACUAAAGUUUCGGUCAACUCGGCGACCGAAAAUACUCCCUCAAACUGUUUCGCUUGCAGUGAGAAACAUUGGAUUACCAAGUGUGAAACGUUCGCCAGCCUACCGGUGGACAAACGGCUGCAGCUCACAAAUUCUAAGCGUCUCUGCAGCAACUGUCUGGGGCGAAAUCACUUGGCGCGAGAUUGUCCUUCCAAAUAUCGAUGCAAAACGUGCUCGAAAAAGCAUCAUUCGUUGCUGCAUCCUGGUUUUCCCGGUUCUGGUUCUACUUCUAAUCCUAAUUCAACUUCAGUAGCGAGCAACGUGAAUUCCUCUGUCCCACCUACAACCGGUGGUGCUCUGAACUCUGGUGAAUCGGUUUCUAGUUCGGUGGCAUCAAUCUCUUCUAAUGUGGUGAUGGGGCAACCUAGGUCGCACACGUUUUUGCUAACGGUAUUGCUUAAGGUGAAGGACGUAUGGGGAAGGACCCACCAAGCAAGGGCUCUUCUGGAUUCUGGAUCACAGGUCAACUUGAUGUCUGAAAAUCUGUGUAAAUUACUUCAGUUAUCACGGCGGGACAAGAAGGUGGAAAUUACUGGAAUUGGACGAUCUCGGAGCCGUACAGCAUAUGAAGUUUCCACCACGGUUGAGUCUCGAGUGCAGAAUUUCUCAACGUCAAUGGAUUUCUUGGUUUUGGGGCAGGUCACCAGCGACCAGCCAUCUGUUUCGAUACCGCUAGCUCAUUUAAAACUUCCCCCUGACAUGGUCUUGGCCGAUCCCAGUUUCAAUGUUUCUGGACCGAUUGAUUUAAUAUUGGGUGCGCAGCAAUUUUACGAGUUUCAUGUACGCGAUGGUGGCCGGCUGCAAGUGCGAAAUUUCGACAAUACGCUACCAGUAUUCGUCAAUACGGUGUUCGGAUGGGUGGUGGCCGGCGAAGCUAAAUGCAUGAAGGAAUCAACACUGGUUAGCUGUCACAUCACGAAGCUAGACUCUCUUGAAAAGGCGAUCGAAAAGUUUUGGAUAGUCGAAGAACUACCGGUUAAAACCCCCCGCUCUCAGGAAGAAGAGGACUGCGAAACACAUUUCGUGAACACGUUCACACGAGACGAAACUGGCAGAUAUAUUGUGCGCUACCCUAAGCAGAUGAAUUUUGCAAAAAUGAUCGGUGAAUCGAAACGAAUGGCUUUAAGACGGUUUUUACAAACUGAAACACGGCUGGCAAAGGAUUCAAAUCUACGCUCGCAGUACGGGGACUUUAUGAAGGAGUACAUCGAGUUAGGUCAUAUGAAAUGCAUCGGCGGCGUGGACGACCUUAGUCUCGACGAAGGUAAAACGGUCUGCUAUCUUCCACAUCACCCAGUUUUUAAAGAGUCGAGUACUACAACUAAAGUACGGGUGGUAUACAAUGGGUCUGCUAAAACGUCAACUAAUUUCUCUCUUAAUGACGCUCUACUAACUGGUCCCACGAUUCAAGACGACCUGCUCAGUUUGAUGCUCCGCUUCCGAAAACAUGCUAUAGUUUUGGUUGCUGAUGUUGCGAAAAUGUAUAGGCAGAUUCAGGUUCACUCAGACGACACUUCGCUUCAACGCAUUCUCUGGCGCUUCAAUCCUUCGGAUCCAAUUCAGGUGUACGAGCUGCAAACUGUCACCUACGGUUUGGCCCCAUCGUCGUUUCUCGCCACUCGUGUCUUGAAGCAAUUGGCUAUAGAUGGCAGCCAAAAGUACAAACUUGGAGCAAAGGCCGUAGAUGAAGACUUCUAUAUGGACGAUUUUCUCUCGGGGGCGGACACGAUCAAAGAAGCGAUUCAGCUUCAAAAGGAAGUUCAAGCCCUAUUGGCGGAAGGAGGUCUCGAUCUACGGAAAUGGUGUUCGAACUGCCCACAAGUGCUAGAAAAUUUGCCCACUGAAGCACUGGGAGGAGAAACCACCCUGCACUUUGAUCCCGAACAGAAAAUUAAAACGCUUGGAGUAGGGUGGACAACAGAAUCUGAUCAGCUUUGCAUCGAAGUACAGCAAAUUACUAACGACGGUUGUUGGACGAAACGGAACAUAUUCUCGGCGAUUGCGAAACUAUACGACCCGCUUGGAUUGGUGUCUCCUGUCGUGGCAUGGGCGAAAAUCAAAAUGCAGCAUCUCUGGCUAUCCACUGUCGACUGGGACGAUCCCGUUCCGAUGGAUAUUGCGACCAAAUGGGAAGAAUUCUCAACGCAAAUGUCUUAUUUGGAAGGCUACAAGAUUCCUCGGUUCGUUUUUCUGGUCGGUGCAAUCUCUACCCAGUUUCACGUUUUUGCGGAUGCGUCCGAAGUUGGGUAUGGUGCCUGCAUUUACGCUCGUUCGACUGGCAAGGAUGGGCAAAUAAAAAUUGAGCUCGUCGCGGCAAAAUCACGAGUUGCUCCACUCAAACGGCUUAGUCUGCCGCGGCUUGAGCUUUGUGCUGCACGUCUGGGGGCGAGACUCUACGCCAAGGUUUCAGCAGCGCUGCGGUUGGAGGGGAUUCCUUGCUGGUUCUGGUCGGACUCAACUGUCACUCUUCAUUGGAUUCAGGCACCACCUAACACUUGGCAAACGUUUAUCGGAAAUCGUACAGCUGAAAUUCAGCAACUUACCCACGGCUACAGCUGGAAUCACGUCAAAGGAACCGACAAUCCGGCAGACCAUAUUUCUAGAGGAAUGCUUCCUCAGCAAUUUGUCAUCAACAGCAUCUGGCGCUGUGGCCCACCCUGGCUUUCAAAAGGACAAGAAAACUGGCCUAAACACCCCACUGGAACUCCGCCAGAAGACAUACUAGAACGACGAAAAACUGUACUAGUGAUACGCCAGCCACUGGAACAUUGUUUCCUUUUCCACCGAUACUCAUCCUUCUGGCGCUUGGUUCGAAUUACCGCUUUGAUUCUUCGCUUUGCCAACCAUUGUCGUCGCAAAUUUAAUCACUAUCCUCACCUAUUCGCUGUAGUAGAAUUAGAACACGCAAAGGAUGCGCUAACGAAAGUUGCACAGCAGGAAAUGUUCACUGAGGAGCUGAAGGAACUGGCACAAUCCCGACCGGUUUCCAACAAAUCAUCGUUGAAAUUACUUGGUCCUUUUCUCGACGAAAAAGGCAUUAUUCGUAUCGGCGGCAGACUUGAGCGCUCCGCUGAAAACUACCAAACCAAGCACCCAGCGAUUUUACCUAAAAUACACCCACUCACACGCCUCAUCACGAAACACUAUCACGCACUAUGCUUACACUCUGGUCCUCGCAUGACGCUAGCUACGAUGAGGCAAGAAUUUUGGCCAAUCAACGGAAAAGUUACCGCUAAUCUUGUGUGUAGUAAGUGUCCGCAAUGCUUCCGCCAAAACCCUGUCCCUGUUAAGCAACCCAUUGGCCAAUUCCCGAAAUCCCGCAUCACGCCUAGCAGAGCUUUCACCGUCGUCGGAGUGGACUACUGCGGCCCUGUCUACAUCAAACCACCACACCGAAGAGCGGCACCACGAAAAGCAUACAUAGCCGUGUUUGUUUGCUUUGCCUCAAAGGCUGUACACCUCGAGCUCGUCAGCGAUUUGUCCACAGAUGCCUUCAUCGCUGCCCUACAUCGUUUUAUCGCCCACCAUGGUAUGCCGUCUGAAAUUCACUCGGACAACGGGACAAAUUUUCAAGGAGCGAACAACACUCUGCUAGAACUGUACCGCCUCUUCGACAACAAACGCAUCCGGGAAGCUAUAACUAACGAAUGCAGCCAGCACCGAAUCCAGUGGCACUUCAUUCCACCACGGGCACCUUCUUUCGGCGGCCUAUGGGAGGCUGCAGUGAAAACCGCGAAAACAUCACUGGUAAAAAUUCUUGGCAGCACCCAGCUCUCCUUUGAGGAUUACGCGACCGUGCUUUCCCAGAUCGAAGCCAACAUGAAUAGCCGUCCACUGACAUCGCUAUCGAACGAUCCUUUGGAGCUAGACGUUCUCACUCCCGGUCAUUUCAUCAUCGGAUCGCCACUUAUCAGCCUACCGGAGCCGAAUUACACAAACAUCCCCACCAAUCGGCUUGAUCACUACCAGCAGCUGCAAAAACUCAUCCAACAACAUUGGGACCGGUGGAGGAAAGAAUACCUCACAGAACUCAACCAUCAGCGAGAGAAGGCUACAUUUUCAACCCACAUCCAGGUCGGACAGAUUGUUUUGGUCAAGGAGGACGGAAAACCUUCCAUCUCUUGGCCUCUCGCACGGAUAGAAGAAAUUCAUCCCGGAGCCGACGGAGUGGUACGAGUUGCCACUUUGCGAACAGCUACUUCGACCUACAAACGCCCUAUUUCGCGGAUUUUUCCACUCCCCGACAACCAGCAACCAACAGCCGAACCAGAUGAUCCUCCAGAAACCGAAGAAGCUGAAAAAGGUACAACACAAAAAAGAGAAGAUUAA
Wyeomyia smithii (pitcher-plant mosquito) is the source of this 5319-nucleotide messenger RNA. RefSeq lists its product as uncharacterized. The record is from RefSeq and is a predicted model, not a curated record. Gene Ontology annotation, molecular function: nucleic acid binding. The transcript has a single exon. Bases 1 to 5319 code for a protein of 1772 amino acids. NCBI's taxonomy places the organism in Eukaryota, Metazoa, Arthropoda, Insecta, Diptera, Culicidae. Gene Ontology annotation, biological process: DNA integration.